AAGGGACCCUCGGCUACGGGGUUUCCCGGCCUGCCCACACAGGCGCCUUCCUUUCUGGCCGGAAAUCGCUGAGGGAGAAGCAGCGACGGUAGCCGCUCCGACUACACCAUGCCGCCAAAGGACGAUAAGAAGAAGAAGGACGCGGGCAAGUCGGCCAAGAAGGACAAGGACCCCGUCAACAAGUCCGGCGGAAAAGCCAAGAAGAAGAAGUGGUCCAAAGGGAAAGUAAGAGACAAGUUGAACAACCUUGUUCUGUUUGACAAAGCUACUUAUGACAAGCUGUGCAAGGAGGUGCCAAACUACAAACUCAUCACACCUGCUGUGGUCUCUGAAAGGCUGAAGAUUCGAGGCUCCUUGGCUAGAGCCGCGCUCCAGGAGCUUCUCAGCAAAGGCCUAAUCAAACUGGUGUCCAAGCACAGAGCCCAGGUCAUCUACACCCGAAACACCAAGGGGGGUGAUGCACCAGCUGCUGGGGAGGACGCAUAAAAGGUUCUUGGGAGGUUUUUUAAGACUCUGUAAAUGACUAAAAUAAAAUAAUUUCAACUCCUGAA
Podarcis raffonei (Aeolian wall lizard) is the source of this 551-nucleotide messenger RNA. It is a transcript of the gene RPS25, whose product is annotated as ribosomal protein S25. The record is from RefSeq and is a predicted model, not a curated record. The coding region runs from base 109 to 486 and encodes 125 amino acids. The transcript has 5 exons. Gene Ontology annotation, cellular component: cytosolic small ribosomal subunit. NCBI's taxonomy places the organism in Eukaryota, Metazoa, Chordata, Lepidosauria, Squamata, Lacertidae. Gene Ontology annotation, molecular function: structural constituent of ribosome.